Molecule: messenger RNA, 2399 nt
Organism: Microtus oregoni (creeping vole)
Lineage: Eukaryota; Metazoa; Chordata; Mammalia; Rodentia; Cricetidae
Gene: Hsdl2
Product: hydroxysteroid dehydrogenase like 2
Exons: 11
Coding region: 126-1460 (444 amino acids)
Cellular component (GO): mitochondrion
Source: RefSeq, a predicted model, not a curated record
UCCCGAGCGGGCUCGGGGCGGGGCGGGACGGGGGGCGCGGCUAAAUGCGGAGGGCGGGUUCGCCUGUCACUCACGGCUCGCCGCUGUCCCGCCGUUGUUAACAAGUCCUCCGAGCUGGGAAGGUCAUGCUGCCCAACACCGGGAAACUAGCGGGAUGCACGAUUUUUAUCACGGGUGCAAGCCGAGGCAUUGGCAAAGCUAUUGCGUUGAAAGCAGCGAAGGAUGGAGCAAAUAUUGUAAUUGCUGCGAAAACCACCCAGACACACCCGAAACUCCCAGGCACAAUCUACACUGCUGCUGAAGAAAUUGAAGCGGCUGGAGGAAAGGCCUUGCCGUGUGUUGUUGAUGUGAGAGAUGAACAGCAAAUCAACAGUGCGGUGGAAAAAGCUGUCAAGAGAUUUGGAGGAAUUGAUAUUUUGGUGAACAAUGCGAGUGCUAUCAGCUUGACCAACACGUUGGAUACUCCUACAAAGAGAGUGGACUUGAUGAUGAAUGUGAACACCAGGGGAACCUACCUCACAUCCAAAGCGUGUAUUCCUUUUUUAAGAAAGAGCAAAGUAGCUCAUAUUCUCAAUCUCAGCCCACCCCUGAACCUAAAUCCUCUGUGGUUCAAACAGCACUGUGCUUAUACCAUUGCCAAAUAUGGCAUGUCUAUGUGUGUGCUUGGGAUGGCAGAAGAAUUUAGAGGUGAAAUUGCAGUCAAUGCCUUAUGGCCUAAAACAGCCAUACAUACCGCUGCUAUGGAUAUGCUUGGAGGGUCUGGUGUGGAAAGCCAGUGUAGAAAAGUUGACAUCAUUGCGGAUGCUGCGUACUCCAUUUUCAAAAGGCCAAAAAGUUUUACUGGCAACUUUAUUCUUGAUGAAAAUAUCUUAAAAGAAGAAGGAAUAAACGAUUUUGAUGUCUAUGCAAUUAAACCAGGCCAUCCCUUGUUACCAGAUUUCUUCUUAGAUGAACAUCCUGAUGAAAUUAUGAAGGAAACAGAAUCCCAUGAUCCUGUACCGGAAGUAAAAGAAGAGAAGCUGCAGUCAGAGCCGCAGCCACCACCGCAGCCACAGCCACCACCGCAGCCGCGGUCACCACCGCAGCCGCAGCCGCAGCAACAGCAACCACCUAGACCACAUUUUGGAGCUGUGGAAGAAACAUUUAGAAUUGUUAAGGACUCUCUCAGUGAUGAGGUCGUUAAAGCCACCCAAGCAGUCUAUCAGUUUGAACUCUCAGGUGAGGAUGGUGGCACAUGGUUUCUUGACCUGAAGAGUAAGGGUGGGAAAGUUGGACAUGGCGAGCCCUCCGACCGGGCGGAUGUGGUGAUGAGCAUGACCACCGAUGACUUUGUCAAGAUGUUUUCAGGGAAGCUGAAGCCGACCAUGGCAUUCAUGUCAGGAAAACUGAAGAUUAAAGGGAACAUGGCCCUAGCAAUCAAACUGGAGAAGCUAAUGACCCAGAUGAAUGCCAGACUAUGAGGGACAAGAAGCAAAAAUGACUCGUAGAAGUAAAAAGCUCAACAGUUAAAAAUCUGUUGUCUCCUCCACUGUCUUAUAAGGACACAUAUGUUUGUUCUGGAAAAAUUAGAAUUUCUGUAUCUAUAAGACUUGAAAUUGUAAUUAAAACAACUAACUAAUCAUAAUCAAUCGUGUAUAAGUCUCACUAAGUGGCCUCCUAAUAUAUUGUGUUUUUUUUCUUUUUUCAGUUUUUUCCUGUAAGCCUUUAUUUCAUUCAUGCUUUUUUUUUUUUUUUUCGAGACAGGGUUUCUCUGUAGCAUUGAGCCUGUCCUGGAACUAGCUCUGUAGACCAGGCUGGCCUCGAACUCCCAGAGAUCCGCCUGCCUCUGCCUCCCGAGUGCUGGGAUUAAAGGCGUGCGCCACCACCGCCCGGCUCAUUCAUGCUUUCUUGCAUGAAAAGUAAUAUUAUGUAUCGAGCACUAGAAUUAGCUAUUUACAAAACUUCUCAUGUAAAAUGAAGUUACCUUAUCUUCACAAAGAGCUGGGUGAAGAACUGAAUCUCUCUCUUAUCCACUGCCCCUGCCUUCUUAAGGACUUUGUCAGUGUAUAAUACUUGCAGGCAAAAUUUUGUUUAACUUAUAACAAGCAUUUUAUACUAUUGAUACUAUUCUAGAUAUCUUUAAAAUUUUAGCUUUCCCCUCUUUUUUCCAGAUAAGGUUACCCAGCUGGCUUUGAACUGAGGCAGGUCUCCUGCCUCAGCUUCCUUAGUGCUAUGAUGACACACAGGAGCCACCAUGCCAAGCUAAAUCCAGUUUUCAAGUGCUAAUUUAUAGAAUUAAUUUUGCGAGUAUGCCUUAUGCCAGGUAGUAGUUCUCUCUGCUCACUACCUUAGCAGCUUUUUAAAAACAGAUUCUUUAAAUCAUGUUACCUUCAAAUAAAGAUGAAUUUAUCUCUUUUUCA